Messenger RNA from Penicillium malachiteum, 1206 nucleotides. RefSeq names its product DUF3844 domain-containing protein. The transcript is spliced from 4 exons. Gene Ontology annotation, cellular component: endoplasmic reticulum. Bases 1 to 1206 code for a protein of 401 amino acids. The record is from RefSeq and is a predicted model, not a curated record. Lineage: Eukaryota; Fungi; Ascomycota; Eurotiomycetes; Eurotiales; Aspergillaceae.
AUGCGUUGGGUCUCCAAGCUCUUAGCCAUUGCGGCAACGGGCGCCCUGGGGACGAAUGCUAUGGAGGCUUCCAUCUUCAAGUCCACUAUGGGUCAAGAUAAGGACCUGGGCUCUUCAACAGUCUCCGAGGAUUUUGCACGACUCGCUCUGAAACUCCGUGUCGAGUCUUCUGUAGCAUCGGUUCUCGGAACCGAGGAAACAAACCUGGAUCGUCUAGACCAGUUCGUUGAUGCUCAAUUCCCCCUGUUCGGUGGCAAGAAUGAUGCUUCUGCGAAGACUCUCAUUAUUUUAGAGGGAGUCGACGAGAAGACCGGAUUGAGCAUGCGCCAGAGACAUACACCCAAUCUUUUCGUCCCCCGUGCCUCCAACGAACUUCUUGACGAUUCUUCUAUGUCAUUGGGUGGUGAGGAUGAGGAAAGCAUCUGGAUGUACCAGGAAAAUGCAAGCAAGACGAAGUCAGAAGGCAUUCAGCUGGCCAAGGAGUGCCUUUCCAAGAACCCAGUUCUCUCCGCUUCCCAGGAGCUGUUCCGCGAUAAUGUCCUGGAGACGAUCCAGUCGGCGGAGACACGGAUGAGCAAAGAUCAGAGCACAAUUAUCUCCCGCCUGUCUUUCAAGAGCGGCUCCGCGGAGAACACUCUCGAUACAAAGCUCUUUGAAUCCAUCUUCCAGGAUUUGAUGAACAACUCUCCCUCAGAAAGCCAGCAAUUGACGGUUGUGCUUCUUUCCGGUUCUCGCAAUGAUACCAAUGCCCCCAAGAAGCUUGCUCAGCGGGAGGUCAAAGCUUACCGCGAUGUCAGCCAGUCUACUCCCAGGGCACUGGAUGAGUCCUUGCAGCACUCAAACCUGGCUCCCGUGUGCCAUCUUUCUAACUCGUCCUGUACUGACUCAACCAACAGCUGCUCCGGACACGGAUACUGCUACCUGAAGUAUGGAUCGGGCAGCGAGGGAGCCGCUGGUAACUGUUACGCCUGCCGUUGCCAAGAGACCGUGGUGCGGAAGAGCGAUGGUGGCAUUCAAAAGAUUCAGUGGGGUGGACCUGCAUGCCAGAAAAAGGACAUCAGUUCGCCAUUUUUCUUAAUAGCUAGUGUCACCGUCUUUGCUAUUCUCGCCGUAGGCACUGCGAUUGGUAUGCUCUUCAGCAUGGGCUCCCAGGAGUUGCCCAGCGUGAUUGGAGCCGGUGUGGGUGCACCCAAAGUUCAGUCAUAG